GGUCCUCAACAGCUCGAGCUCUGUUGCUCUGCCUCCCUUCCUGUCCCAACUGCUCUUGGGCUUUAGUUUCAUGUCCAAAAUCUUCCUCUGCUUUCCAAAAAUAAGCCACUGCCGCCAUGCUGAAGGGAGAAAAACAAGAAGGGCGGUAUUUUUAGGGCCAUUAAUUCUGACCACGUGCCCGGGAGGUGAACCUGAUGGCCAUCGCGCAAAGACGACUCAUCACUAUGUCCUGCGAAGCGAGCGUCCACUUGACGUUCCCUGCUUUUGUUGUCCUGGGUUUCCUGGCCGAGAUAGUCUCCUCGUACCCAGUGGUGAGCAGAACAAAUGGCACCCUGCUGGAGAGAGGAUGGGAGUCCCUCUUGUCUAGGUCCCUUGCUGGAAUGUCAGGAGACAGAUCUGAAGUCAACUGGGAGACUGACUAUUUGCUAGGAAUCAAGCGGCAGCGGAAGCUUUACUGCAAUGUGGGCAUUGGGUUUCACCUCCAGAUAUUUCCAGAUGGAAGGAUAAGUGGCGUUCAUGCUGAAAACCAAUACAGUCUAUUGGAAAUCUCAACAGUAGAACGAGGUGUGGUUAGUCUGUUUGGUGUGAGAAGCACCCUUUUUAUCGCAAUGAACCAGAAAGGAAGAUUAUAUGGCACUGCAACUUUUCAAGAUGAAUGCAAAUUCAGAGAAACUCUCCUUCCCAAUAACUACAACGCCUAUGAGUCGUAUGCCUACAGAGGCUCUUACAUAGCCCUCAGCAAGUACGGGAAAGUGAAGCGCGGAUGCAAAGUCUCUCCUGCUCAGACAGUCACACACUUUUUACCCAGAUUGUGAAAAUGAGAGUCAGGAGCAUUCAAGUACUGUUUCAUUUUGCACAUGUGAAUAAUCUCCCGGGUAAAGUAUUGAUCUUCACACUUCCGUGAAUAUAUGUAUAUCUGAAUGAAAAUUAUUUGAACUGGAUCUG
Molecule: messenger RNA, 945 nt
Organism: Euleptes europaea (tarantolino)
Lineage: Eukaryota; Metazoa; Chordata; Lepidosauria; Squamata; Sphaerodactylidae
Gene: FGF6
Product: fibroblast growth factor 6
Exons: 3
Coding region: 195-815 (206 amino acids)
Biological process (GO): regulation of cell migration; positive regulation of protein phosphorylation; fibroblast growth factor receptor signaling pathway
Cellular component (GO): cytoplasm
Molecular function (GO): fibroblast growth factor receptor binding; growth factor activity
Source: RefSeq, a predicted model, not a curated record